UUGAGUGACAAAUUUUUUAAAUAUAUUUUUUCAAAAUAAAAACAGUUUAAUAUUAUAAUUGUCUAACCUUAGAAAUAUGAAUAAAAUUCCAGACAAAGAAAGCGAUAGAUUAAAGCAGCUUCAAAAAAAAAAUAGGGAUCUUAUUUCAAAAAUGAACUUUCGCAUGGCAAAAUUGAGUACUCUUGAUAUGGCAAAUCGUUAUCCUAAAUCAAGUCAACCCAAUUAUCAGUACAGUGCCAUUCAAAAUUUUAAUAAUUGUUGUUCUAAAUCUAAUAUAAGCAAAUUAUCUUCGGUUAAAUUAAGAUUAGAUAAAAGUAGCAAUGAAAACUAUUCUGCUAGCACACCUAAACAUUUUUCAACUAAUUGUAAAUCAGGAAAGUUCCAAAACAAUUUGAAAUCUGUUGGAAAUAGUCGAAUAGGAAAUCCUGUUUUCUCAGUUACUCCGAAGAAAAUUCAAUCAUUUACUAAUCAGUUGAAAGAUGACUUUAAGUCUCAAAUAAAAACUAAUAAAAUAUGCUUUGCUUACGAUAUGAAAAAGAAAUUUAAAAAGUAUCAUAAGGAAAAACUAGAUUGCUCAAUGUUGGGGUAUGAUUGGAUUGUAGGCAUGCUUGAAAACGAUUCUUAUAUAAAUGAAAAAUCAGAAGAAUUUUAUGAUGAAAUUUGUAAGUUUCGGCAAACAAAUGCUGAAGAUUGCAGAAGUGAUACAUUUCUCCCAAGUGAAUACUCAGAAAAUAUGCAGCUUAGGAGUUCAAUUAAAAGUAAAUCUUUAUCCUGCAAAGGAAGAUCGUACAUGAUAAAUAAUCGUUUAAAUUUUAUUCCAGUUCAGAAUUUUAGAAAUAUUUUGUGUGACACAAGCAAUAAUCUUAUUUCAAAUUUUAAAUCUGACUGUGUAAGAGUCACAAUACCAAAGUCUGCUUGCAAAACUGAGUAUAAGGUUAGGUCACACAGGCGCAAAAGUUUUGAUCCAAAUGAUUCUGUUGCUUUAUCUAUGCAUUGCUUAGCUGGUUGGAAGAAUUCUAAACCAUUGCUGGCACCUGGACCAAAAAAUAUUGACCUCAAAUCACAUAUUUUACCCCAGAAAUCUAAACUCAAGUUGAAAACAAAAUGAUGCGAAAUGAUUAGAGGUUGCAUAUGCAAGCAAUUUGACGCGAAAUGAUUAGAAAUUGUAUAUGUUAAUUAGUUAAUAGGAAAUUAUUAGAGGUUGUA
Molecule: messenger RNA, 1206 nt
Organism: Hydra vulgaris (swiftwater hydra)
Lineage: Eukaryota; Metazoa; Cnidaria; Hydrozoa; Anthoathecata; Hydridae
Product: migration and invasion-inhibitory protein
Biological process (GO): negative regulation of cell migration; negative regulation of G2/M transition of mitotic cell cycle
Source: RefSeq, a predicted model, not a curated record